Messenger RNA from Prunus armeniaca (apricot), 393 nucleotides. The record is from the annotation of a GenBank genome assembly. NCBI's taxonomy places the organism in Eukaryota, Viridiplantae, Streptophyta, Magnoliopsida, Rosales, Rosaceae.
AUGCAUAAUAAACUAGUGUCGGUUAUUAGGAACUAUAACUAUGGCCCGGCCGGCAAGGCCUUAGGGUUUGAUGGACUGGCAAAUCCUCGAGUGGUAGCAAACGAUUCCAUAGUUGCUUUCAAAACUGCCUUGUGGUUUUGUAUGACUGAGCAAAAGCCUAAGCCCUCUUGCCACGAUGUCAUGACUGGAAGAUAUGUCCCCACAGAAGAUGACAUGGCAGCUAAUCGGACUGUUGGGUAUGGGCUGGUCACUAACAUAAUCAACGGCGGAGAGUGCGGAAGAUCCAACGACGGAAAAGUGAACGGUCGAAUUGGUUAUUUCAAAAGAUAUGCUGAGUUGUUUAACGUUGAUCCCGGACCUAACUUAGAUUGUGAAAAUCAAAAAUCUUUUUAA